Molecule: messenger RNA, 1245 nt
Organism: Cylindrotheca closterium
Lineage: Eukaryota; Bacillariophyta; Bacillariophyceae; Bacillariales; Bacillariaceae
Source: the annotation of a GenBank genome assembly
AUGCACCUCUACCGAAGAUCAUCAAGAGUCCAAUCUGCCGUUCACUGUUUGACAUCAAACAGAUCAGCAAACAUUAGGUCCCCUCCCAGUGCCCUGGGAUAUCAGUAUCAACAGCAAAGCCGCAACUUUGGCAAAGAAAUGAAAGAUGAAUAUGGGAGUAUGACUUCUGAGGGUGAAACAUUUGAAGCGAAAGAUUUCGUCUUGGAAAGUGGUGCAUCAUUGCCUCAAGCGCAGCUUCGAUAUCAAACGUAUGGCAACCUCAACCAAAGGAAGGACAAUGUAAUCGUUGUUUGUCACGCAUUGACAGGAAAUGCAAGUCUUCAUGCGUGGUGGGGUGAGCUACUGGGAAAGAAAAAGGCUUUUGAUACUGAAAAAUAUAUGAUUGUAUGCUGUAACAUCCUUGGAAGUUGUUACGGGUCGACCAAUCCACAAUCCAUCGACCCAACAACGGGAUCCACUUACGGCAAAAAGUUUCCUGAUAUUUCAGUCAAAGAUACAGUGAAAUUUCAGUUAAAACUUCUGAAGGAGGAGCUUCAAAUUUCUUCGAUCAAGGCCGUAGUCGGAGGGUCUUUUGGUGGUAUGCAAGCAAUGGAAUAUGCAAUCCAGGCUGGUUCACAAGUUGGAGAUUAUUUCUCCGAAGACGGAUCACCGUAUAUCAGAUCUGUUGUUCCAAUAGCGUGUGGAGCGUAUCACACAGCUUGGCAAAUAGCGAUAUCAGAAGUUCAGCGGCAAGCGAUAUAUGCAGAUCCAAUGUGGAAGGAAGAUCCAUUUCAAGCAACCACUGGACUUGAGAUUGCGAGGCAAUUAGGUAUGAUCAGCUAUAGAACACCGCAAGGAUAUCAAAAAAAGUUUGGGAGGAAGCUACGGUCAGAUAAUACACCGCUCUAUGGAUCCCAGGCACUGUGGCAAGUCAAGUCAUAUCUAGAGUAUCAGGGAUUGAAGUUUAUCGAUCGAUUCGAUCCGGUGACUUAUGUCAAGCUGACAGAGCAAAUGGAUUCGCACAACAUUGCGAGAAAUCGCGCAGCGACGGUGGAAGAGGCAUUGAACAUGAUCGAGAUACCAAUGUGUGUCCUAGGGAUUGACAGUGAUGUACUCUACCCCCUUUCGGAUCAAGAAGAAAUUGCUGCGAGCGUCCCUAAAUCAGAACUCAAGAUUAUCAAUUCUAACGAUGGCCAUGACGGAUUUCUACUUGAGCAAGACCAAGUAGCGCGGCACAUCGUAAACUUUUUGACUGCCAUAAAAUAG